Parnassius mnemosyne (clouded apollo) is the source of this 624-nucleotide messenger RNA. The record is from the annotation of a GenBank genome assembly. NCBI's taxonomy places the organism in Eukaryota, Metazoa, Arthropoda, Insecta, Lepidoptera, Papilionidae.
AUGUCUCAGCAACAAACUAAAAAUUGUAUAACUCUCAGGGGUUCUGCUCAAAUAAUAUGCGAAUAUUUAAAAUUUGCUAUCAACUCUGUUUUGUUUCAACGAGGAUUGUACCCACCAGAAACAUUUAAAGCUGAACAGCAAUAUGGAAUCACGUUACUUAUCUCUGAGGAUCCACUUAUCAAGAGCUUCCUCACUAAUCUCCUGACACAGAGUGAAGAAUGGAUUGUAAAUAAGAAAGUUACAAAAUUAUCACUGGUCAUCAUAAAUGUGGCAAACAAAGAAGUUCUAGAAUGUUGGGAUUUCAAUGUCCAAUAUGAAGAUGGAGAUGUUGCAUUAUCAAAAGAAAAGAAUGAAACUGUUGGCAGUAAGGAACUGAAGAAGAUUCAGCAGGAAAUUAGAGAUGUUAUGUUGCAAGUUGCUGCUACCAUUUCCUACUUACCAUUCUUGGACUGUAGGUGUUCUUUUGAUGUUCUUGUCCAUGCCAAACCGCAUUGUGAUAUACCCGAGAAAUGGGCCGAAGCAGAACCUAUUUCUAUAUCUAAUGCACAGAAUGUUCAGCUCAAAACAUUCUCCACAAGCCUUCACAAAAUGGAGACAGUUGUAAGUUAUAAGUUAGCUGAUUAG